AUGUUACAAUUUUUUAAGAAAACAGGUAGAGACAAAUUUAAAUCUCAAAGCUCACCUGCCAAGUCAACGAGCUCUGAAAAGUCAUUUGUUGAUGGUUCGACGCUGACAAGAGGCUCGACAUUGUCAACGUCAACAUCAUCAUCGUCGAUAGGAGCAACAUCGUCUAUUUUAUCACGACCAUUAGCGUCUCGUAGUCUAGAAGAAGAGGAAGCUGACGAUGACGAAGAGAUACGUGACAGUUUAAAAAUAGAAAUAUCAUCAGCACGCUCGCGGUUGUCCAAAACAUUGAGCGAGAUACUCGAUGACAAAGAUGCGCUUGGGUACUUCAUGCAAUUCAUGGAGAGCCGAGGUAAAUUGGCGCUAAUUAAAUUCUGGAUGGAGGUUGAAUUUGUCAGGGAAACAGCUGAUGAGAAUAUUAUUGUCAAUAUUAUUAAUUCAAAUGAUAAUCUUACGGCUGAUGACAAUGAUAAUUGUCUGAAAGCCGGCUGUAAUGGUGAUAAUAAUGAGGAUUGUAAAAAUAAGGAUAAUAAUGAUUUUGAAAAUAAUCAACGACCAAAGACUAGGUUACUGUUAGAUAAUUCAAUGAAUUGUAAAAGUCAUGAUGGUGAUAGUGAAGAAAUGUCUAGUGUUUUUCAGGACGCCUUGAAAAUUUAUAAUAGAUAUAUUGUUAAGGAUAAUUUGAGAUUAGGAGAGCUUACGGUUGAAUUUAAAGCCCAAAUUGAAGCCGCUGCGAGUAAUUUAAAUGCAGUUAUGCUAAUUAAUGGGUUACUCUUGGCGCAAAAGAUUGUUUAUAAAGUUUUGGAAGAUGAGUAUAUUAAUGAUUUCUUACGAAGUGAAUUUCAUUGUAAGCAUCAAAUAGAUGUUUUAACGAGUGGUGAUGUUAAAUUAGCUGAUAUAUUGUUCAACGAAACAGCAUUAUUUUAUUUUAUGGAGUUUAUGGAAGUAGAGAACAAACGAGAGUUACUGGAUUUCUGGAUGUCUGCAGUGAAUUACAAGCAAAAUCUUUUGGCAAAAACGACUAGUGACCCAACGGAAGCCCAAGCUGACGCUCUCGUAAUAUAUGAAAAGUAUUUUAGUCUCCAAGCGACAAUGCCUUUGGGUUUCACAGAUAAAAUAAGAUUUGAAAUAGAACAAAACAUAUGUCGCGAAGGCGAUGAUGGCCCACAACCAGAUUGUUUCGACAAACCCAGUAUAAUUGUAUAUAAUUUUUUAACAAAACAUUAUCUACCUGCCUUCUUAUCUUCCCAAUUGUAUUACAAAUACUUAUCAGAGUUAAUCAGCGCGAUUCAAAGCGGCGCUUGUGCUUCUCACUCCCAUCAACGUUUGAAAAGAGCAGAGUCUGACUGUAGCAGUGAAAUAAGUAUUUUUAGCCUAGGAAUGCACGAUACAUCACAAAUGAGUAAUAAUGAGGAUGAUAAUCGUUCAUCACGUGAUAAUAAAAUAAAUGGUAGUUUAAAUAUUGAUACUCGGCAACUUUAUGAUCCCGAUUCACUCUGGAAACGUCAUAAGUACAGUUUGAGUGUCGGAUAUGUUGAUAGUAUGGGACGAUUCGUCACUGAGAUAGAACGAGAUCCUCAUCGUAAAUAUGAAUCUCGUUUAUCACGAGCAGUCAAGAGACUCAUCCACAUGGAAGAAGAUAAGGCUAAAGAAGAAUUAGCGUGGAAAAUAGCAGAGAUGAUUGUACGUGAGAUAACGUCGCUUACUUUGGGUGUACCAGAACUUCCAUCUUGA
Molecule: messenger RNA, 1731 nt
Organism: Cotesia congregata
Lineage: Eukaryota; Metazoa; Arthropoda; Insecta; Hymenoptera; Braconidae
Source: the annotation of a GenBank genome assembly